Messenger RNA from Betta splendens (Siamese fighting fish), 3894 nucleotides. It is a transcript of the gene adck2, whose product is annotated as aarF domain containing kinase 2. Gene Ontology annotation, cellular component: mitochondrion. The record is from RefSeq and is a predicted model, not a curated record. The coding region runs from base 373 to 2223 and encodes 616 amino acids. The transcript has 9 exons. Lineage: Eukaryota; Metazoa; Chordata; Actinopteri; Anabantiformes; Osphronemidae.
ACUUUCUUCUACGUCAUACCCGGAAGUGAAAACAAUCCCUCUCUUCAUUGAAAUGAUUUCCUUGGGAACGGGUAUUAUGCUUGGCUUCUGCGGUAACGGCACCUCAUGUAUUUCAAAUAAUUGCGUGUUUUAAUCGGGAACCAACACGAUCUGGUUCCGUCAUGCAUUUGUAUUUUAGUGCAAGAGCGUAAUGAAGCACUGAUCCAGGUUUCCUCUUCUCUACGGCGGAGUCACAGACAUACACUGUGAAUGUUUGCAUGGAAAUAGCGGAGUAUUAUUUACCUGUGAUUGUGCAGUUUAGCUGUACAAAUCAGGCACAUUUGGACCCGUUCAUGCCCUGGAUCGAGUUAACAGCCUCUUAACAGAAGAACCAUGAUGGUGUUUGGAGCCAGAGCGGUGCUUGUCAACCUGAGGUACAGUUUGCACAGAGCAGGCUCCUUGGCCAGAGACAGACUGCUUCAGAACUCAAGGAUAUGUUUGAUUAAAAGAAGGCAGAUUUUUACCCAGAUACCAAAGGUGACGCUGCUAUGUUGGGGUGCAGUCAAUGCAUCAUCCUGUGCUGCCAAUUGUCAGGAUGCAAUCCGUCCAUCCCAAACUCCCGAAAGAAAGUCUCUAGCUAAAGUCCAGGUGCACAUAGUCAUAUUCUUCCUUCGCCUCAGUUUCCGUGCAUUGGUUCUGCUUCUUAAAUUUGGCUCACUUCUCCUCCUCUCCCCCUUGACUCUGGUGUCAACCCGCUGGGCCUCUCUCUGGCUGGACACUCUGGUGUGGGUGACUGAAACCUCUGGCCCGACUUUUAUCAAGCUGGGGCAGUGGGCCAGCACCAGGCGUGACAUCUUCUCUCCAGAGUUUUGUGAACGCCUCUCCAGACUCCAUGUCAAGGUCCGCCCUCACUCCUGGGCCCACACCAAGCAGUGUCUCCAGAGAGCAUUUGGGGAGGGCUGGAGGAGGGUUUUGGUCUUUGAGAGCAAAGAGCCAGUGGGUUCGGGCUGCGUGGCACAGGUGUACCGAGGCUGGGCCCGGGCGGACAAGGUGGAGGACCCAGAGUUCCAGACACUGAUGGAGGAGCUGGAGAAAGAAGAUUUACUGGAAGCCUGGGAGAUCCCAGGGCUCAGAGGGAUGGCCAGCUCCUUGUGGAAGCUCUGGAGAGGGAGGAGGGAUGAGGACGGAUAUGAGGAGAGGACUCACGCAGAGGUUCAGCAAGCGAUGAGCAGCACACAAAAGGAGCAUCUGAUACCUGUGGCCAUCAAGGUGAUCCACCCAGGAAUCAGACGGCAAGUGGAGAUCGACCUGUUGCUGAUGAAGGCGGGCAGUUGGCUGCUGCACUGCCUUCCUGGACUCAAGUGGCUCAGUCUGUGUGAGAUAGUAGAGGAGUUUGAGAAGCUCAUGACCAAACAGAUUGAUCUUCGUUUUGAGGCCAGAAACAUCAAGCAUUUCCGGGAUAAUUUCCACAAUGUGGAUUAUGUCAAAUUCCCAACCCCAUUACAACCGUUUGUCACCAGGACCAUUUUAGUGGAAACGUUUGAAGAGAGUGAGCCAAUUUCUAAGUACUUGAGCUCGGACAUUUCCCUAGACGUGAAGCAGAGAAUAGCCAGGAUGGGUGUAGACACACUGCUCAAAAUGGUUUUUGUGGACAACUUCGUCCAUGGGGACCUCCAUCCCGGCAACAUUCUGGUCCAGUGCAGAGAUCCUCGUGCUGGUUCCUCUGACAGCGUUGGUAUCACCAUGGAGCCUCAUGGAAAGACCACCCUCACCGACCUGUGGGACACAGUGGUGGUCAGUCUUAGACCAGACCCUUGUCCCGUCCAACUGGUGCUGCUGGACGCUGGCAUUGUAGCUCAACUCAGCGACUACGACCACGCCAACUUUAAGGCUGUCUUCACAGCUGUGGUGCUUCGGCAGGGGGAGCGAGUAGCAGAGUUGAUCUUGCAUCAUGCCCGAGCUAACGAGUGUCAAGAUGUGCAACAGUUUAAGAAGGAGAUGGCUCAGCUGGUGGACCAGGCCCUCAGCAACACUGUUGCUUUGGGAAAGAUCCAAGUGGCAGACCUGCUGUCCAGAGUCUUCAGUCUGCUAAUUAAACACAAGGUGAAGUUGGAGAGUAAUUUUGCCUCCAUAGUGUUUGCCAUCAUGGUGCUGGAGGGUGUGGGACGGUCCCUGGAUCCAAACUUGGACAUUCUGGACCUGGCCAAACCACUGCUGCUAAAGAACUGCUCUUCGCUGCUCUGAUACACAACAACAGACCAGAAUGAUCUGGAAGGGUUUAACUCUUGACUGAUGCAACUUUAAAGCAGAAAAUUACUCCAUCAACUGCACAAAAUCCAUUAACUUACAAUUUUAUUAAAUCUGUCAAUGAAAAACACAGACAAGAGACGCAAUUCUGUGUAUAUCAUCAGGAAGAACAGUCAGCAUGGCUGAAAGAGUGAGAUCAGGAGGUUUUGGUGCAAAAAAUGUAUCACAUAUCCUUUAUUGCAAAACUGUUUUUUUUUUUUUUUUCAUCACCAUCAAGUGCCCAGACAGAGCAGCACUAUUCAAGUAAGGAGGGAGGGGAGAGGUGACAACUGUGUAAAAAAAUCCUUUUAAGGGUAAUAAUAAUUAUUAUAAUUAAUAAUAAUGACAAAGGAAACAAAAACAUUUCUAAUAGACAAACACAAUCACCUCAGUAAAGACAAUUCUGUCACGGUCACAACAACCAGAGAAAGUUGUUUUCUUUUUUUACGCUUUUUUUAUUUGAAUUAAAUAGUUUUAAAAAAUAUCUCACCAUUUACUUAUACUCAUCUUUUUUUAUUUAUUGCGAAAAUAGGCAACUGGACUAAUUGUGGUGAUGCAUGUGUGUGUGUGUGGUGUCGGUGUGUGUAUGAGACAGAAGUAGAGAUUAAGUGUAGAGAUACAGUGGAACGUAUUGGAGCGUUGGCACCGAGAGCAGCAGCAGUGAGUGGCAAUGCAGUACUCUCAUCCAGCCACCAGGGGGCACAGUUCCAUUUUAGCGUCCCUCAAAGGGAGCACGGUGCUCCACUCCUCCCACUGUGUUACAGAAAGUCAAGUUCUGCCAACACCAGCCUCUGAUCUUUUUAUUUUUUACUUUUAUUUUUUGGAAUGAUGCUUGUGUGUUGAAACUUUGUCCACGGUCGUUUAUCGGCAUUGCCGGAUCUCAGUUCUAUGUACAAAGGUUUCAAAUCCCUGAAGGACAUCUACAAAGACAAGUGCAACCUCCAUGUGACUACUAUCCCCCUUUCUGGAGAAGCUCAGGGGAAAAGGGGGGGGGGGCUAUACCGAUGGGAGCAGGUAAACGUGCCACAGCAGGACUCAACAGAAUAGUUCUUGGGAAUAAAUGUCAGGAAUGACAGCAGAGAAGGACGAAGACUUAGGAAUGUGAACGGCUGAAGGGGAGAGGGGUUGUACACAGUGACCUUCCCCAGAGUGGGAACCAAAAUAUCCUAAUGCAAACCUUUCUAACUAAAUGUCCAUGAGAGGCAAUGAAUCAGGGAAAGAAACACGCGACAAGUAAAAUAAUGCAUCCAUGGUCUUUUUGUCCUGUCCUUUCAUGCUCAUCCACCGGUCUCUCCAUGCAUUUUAAAAAUAGUCCAAGCUCCUACAUCUUCAGCUGAUUGUAAUUUUCUUGUAUUUUGCUCAACCUGCACUUUUUCUCCUCGUCUGUGUCCGAGUGGAAUCUGUCAGAGCGGUGCCCUGCUGAGGACUGGCUGCCCUCCACCUCUCUGGAGAAAGACAGGGGGGUGGGGGUGGGAACCAAACGGGAAUAAACUGGGCUUUGGGAAGAAAUCAAGGCGUAAACCUUCAGUCGUACUGUAUGUGGUGCCUUCUCCACUGCAGGGUGAGGGCUACUGGGUCCAUUUAGGCAGAUGUUGAGUACAGGCACAUACGUUAACGCUGACAAAUAAU